Messenger RNA from Diaporthe batatas, 456 nucleotides. RefSeq lists its product as uncharacterized. Gene Ontology annotation, biological process: maturation of SSU-rRNA from tricistronic rRNA transcript (SSU-rRNA, 5.8S rRNA, LSU-rRNA); ribosomal small subunit assembly; translation. Bases 1 to 456 code for a protein of 151 amino acids. Gene Ontology annotation, cellular component: ribosome; cytosolic small ribosomal subunit. The transcript is spliced from 4 exons. The record is from RefSeq and is a predicted model, not a curated record. NCBI's taxonomy places the organism in Eukaryota, Fungi, Ascomycota, Sordariomycetes, Diaporthales, Diaporthaceae. Gene Ontology annotation, molecular function: structural constituent of ribosome; small ribosomal subunit rRNA binding; mRNA 5'-UTR binding.
AUGCCUCCCAAGGGAAAGACCGUGCGCCCUGCGCAGGAGAACAUCUCUCUCGGACCUCAGGUCCGUGAGGGUGAGCUCGUCUUCGGCGUUGCCCGUAUCUUCGCCUCCUUCAACGACACCUUCGUCCACGUCACCGAUCUCAGUGGCCGCGAGACUAUCUGCCGUGUCACCGGUGGUAUGAAGGUCAAGGCCGACCGUGACGAGUCCUCCCCCUACGCCGCCAUGUUGGCUGCUCAGGACGUCGCCACCCGCUGCAAGGAGCUCGGCAUCACCGCCCUGCACAUCAAGAUCCGUGCUACCGGAGGUAACGCCACCAAGACCCCCGGCCCCGGUGCCCAGUCUGCCCUCCGCGCCCUGGCCCGUUCCGGCAUGAAGAUCGGCCGUAUCGAGGACGUCACCCCCACUCCCUCCGACUCUACCCGCAGAAAGGGUGGUCGCCGUGGUCGUCGUCUCUGA